Molecule: messenger RNA, 1071 nt
Organism: Bombyx mori (domestic silkworm)
Lineage: Eukaryota; Metazoa; Arthropoda; Insecta; Lepidoptera; Bombycidae
Exons: 1
Coding region: 408-956 (182 amino acids)
Source: RefSeq, a predicted model, not a curated record
AUCACAUGGGUCCCAAGUUACUUGUUUAAUAAUGAAGGCUAUAAAAAGAUUUAUGUUUUGACACAUAGCCUCUAGUGAUCAAUUGUUGCUCUCUUACAAGAUUCUCACGCUCUAUCAACUCACGCGAUCAGGUCAAGUCCAGUCAUCAUCAUUACGAAAAUUUCUCUAUCCUUUCACUCUCAAAGAUGACAGUGAAAGACCGAAACAAAAGAGACUUGUUAUUGUCUCGAAGCUGCAUAUGAAAUGAUGGAAAUACGAGAGGCGAUCCAAUAGGUAUCCGUGUCGUGUUAACCGUUACAGUGUGCUCGAUUUGUAUGUCCGGACUGGUUCGUGGAUGGCCUGUAAAAGCGGCGUCAGAGCAGGCGGGCCGCAGUUAGCGCUUACGAGAUCUACCAGGCGCACGCAUCAUGUAUCUGCUGGUGUUAUUGUUCGCGUCGGCCGUCGCCGCUCCGCACUACUACAGUCAAACGCAAACAGGAGAUUUAAACGUUCGGGCCGACUUCGAGAAUAUUGUGUUUCUAAUCGCAAUCCCGCAGAGGACGAGUUUAUCAUUAGAUCUCUUAGAAGAUUUGAUGUUAAAGAAAAACAAAGGAAGCGACAAUCAGUUACAGAACAGAGCCGAUGUCCAAGUAAUGGAAGCGUUCGUCGAACCAAACACCCCGUACAAAGUUGAGAUCGGUACCGAUAAGAAAAGCUUUGGAGGUGAUUCUCGUGCCGUUGAAGUCGUCAUUUCUGGUCGAAGGCGUCUCGAUGCAGACGCUUUGGCUGAUGAGCGAGAUGAGCUAAAACUUCUUGGUGCUACAGAACAGUGUGGACCAGGUCGGGAGCGGGACCCUGACACUCUCGGCUGUCGAGCUAGUGCAGUCACGGAAUCGAGCGAAUCCCUACAAUCCGAACUAGACGAAAAGAACGAAAAAAAUAAUUCAGAACCCGUUCCAGAAGUGGUUACUACAUAAUUUUGAGAUUUCUAAAUCUUCCUUAAGUUACGCCAUUUUAGUAUUUAAUAAUUACUUAUUUAAAAAAAAAAUUGUAAAUUAUUUUAUUGAAAUAUAAACAUAAGUUAUCUUGUUA